GAAAAAGUAAGGGGUCUGCAGAGCAUGCAUUUCUACUCCUCUUCCAUCUUCCUGAUGAAGAUUGCAGCCAUGGAAGUGUGACCUUUUCAAUUAAGGCAUUUAGGAAUUUCAAUUACUGAAAGAGUAGAGAAACAAUAUCAAAGAGACUGUUUAUAUCCAUCUUAUGUGCCUGGCAGAGAGGAAGAUGGAGGCCAUAGCGAUGUAUGAUUUUGUUGCCUCAGGAGAGGAUGAGCUGAGCUUUAAAAAGGGGGAUGUGCUGAAGAUCUUAGGCUCUGAUGAUAAUUGGUAUAAAGCAGAGCUCAGGGGCAGCGAGGGAUAUGUUCCAAAAAACUAUGUACAAAUGAACAAUCCAAAAUGGUUCCGUGAGAACAUUUCUCGUGCAGAAGCUGAGAACAUACUGAUGGGAAAACGUCUUGGAUCAUUCAUCAUUCGAGCCAGUCAGACAUCCAAAGGGGAGUUCUCAAUCUCAGUCAGACAUGAGGAAGAUGUGCAGCACUUUAAGGUCAUGAGGGACCCCCGUGGAAAUUAUUUCUUGUGGACAGAGAAGUUCAAGUCAUUGAACAAGCUGGUGGAGUAUUACAAAACUGCGUCCAUCUCCAGGCAGCUCCAAAUAUACCUUCAAGAUGAAGAGCCAGACACAGAGGUCAUACUUCCCCCAAAGCGUGCCAGGAGGGUCAAGGCUCUCUACGACUUCAAGGCAAUGGAGCCUGAUGAACUGGACUUUAAUACCAAUGACAUUAUUGAAGUGCUGGACUACUCUAAUGCUUCUUGGUGGAUGGGACGGUUGGGGGACAAUGUAGGGCUUUUCCCUUCCAAUUAUGUAACCAAUAUUGACAGGUGACAACAUGAAGAACAGGAGAGAUGGGGAAUUCCCAUAAGUGUAUAGGAACAAGGAUGGA
Molecule: messenger RNA, 899 nt
Organism: Spea bombifrons (plains spadefoot toad)
Lineage: Eukaryota; Metazoa; Chordata; Amphibia; Anura; Pelobatidae
Gene: GRAP2
Product: GRB2 related adaptor protein 2
Exons: 6
Coding region: 164-841 (225 amino acids)
Molecular function (GO): protein binding
Source: RefSeq, a predicted model, not a curated record